UUGUCUCAGUACAUCAACAGCUCAAAAAAUGGAAGGCACCCGUUUUGGAGCUGAAAACAUGACCGGAGACUCAACACAUAAUACCACAAUGCAGCAUGAGGGCUUUAUGAGCUUUAAUGUCUUUCUUUCAUGCAUUUUCAUUGCCACCUUUGUAGUGGGUCUCAUUGGAAAUGGGCUUGUCAUAUUUCUGACUGGCUGCAGAAUGAAGACGACUGUCAACUCCAUUUGGUUUCUCAACUUGGCGAUUGCAGACUUCAUCUUCAUGUUGUCUUCAAUCAUAGAUCUUCUCUCAGCUUUGGGCCAGUGGCAGAGUCAAUUAAUGACUCACAUUUUCUUCAUGACAUUAACACUAAAUCUGUUUGCUAGUAUUUUUUUUCUUGUAGUCAUUAGUCUGGACCGAUGCCUGUGCACAUGGAUGGUUGUUUGGGCUCAAAAUAAACGAACUUCUCUUAAAGCCAAAAUCAUCUGCAUAAUUGUGUGGGUUUCAUCCAUAGGCUGCAGCAUUCCUUUCUUUAAUGUUCAUAUGUUUACUCGUGUGUCUCUGAUCACAUAUGAAUUUACAGUGGGCUUCCUCAUCCCCUUUCUGAUCAUUGCAACUUCAUACAUAGCUAUUGGAGUACGAAUCAAACGCCUCAAAAGGGUAAAGCAGCUCAGGUCAUUCCGGGUUAUUAUAACCAUAAUCCUGGCUUUUUUCUUAUGUUGGUUUCCAUACCAUGCUUGCAAUUUGUGUACAAUAACUGCAGUAAAAAGUGAUCAACCAGUACUUGUGAUAGCAAGGACUGUCAGUAUCUACCUGGUUUAUCUAAACAGCUGUCUGAACCCCAUUCUCUAUGUGUUCAUGUGUGAUGAGUAUAAGAAGAAGCUUAAACAGUCUCUGCUGCUGGAGACGGCUUUUGCGGAGGAUCAUCUGGACUUUAAGGCAGACGCAAAAGGACGUGCAGGACAUGAAAACCAAACUUGA
Sinocyclocheilus rhinocerous is the source of this 961-nucleotide messenger RNA. Its product is annotated as C3a anaphylatoxin chemotactic receptor-like. The record is from RefSeq and is a predicted model, not a curated record. The coding region runs from base 29 to 961 and encodes 310 amino acids. Gene Ontology annotation, cellular component: plasma membrane. The transcript is spliced from 2 exons. Gene Ontology annotation, biological process: complement receptor mediated signaling pathway; phospholipase C-activating G protein-coupled receptor signaling pathway; positive regulation of cytosolic calcium ion concentration. Gene Ontology annotation, molecular function: complement receptor activity; G protein-coupled receptor activity. Lineage: Eukaryota; Metazoa; Chordata; Actinopteri; Cypriniformes; Cyprinidae.